AUGGGUGCCCAAAAAUUACCAAUAUUAGAAUAUCUUCAAGCAGAAAAUGAUUCACCAUUACCAUAUGAAGGUGAAGAUAGACCAUUGGUAGUAGUUUUAGGUUGGAUGGGAUGUCGUCGUGAACAUUUAUUAAAAUAUGUUGACCAAUGGAGAAAACGUGGUUUCAAUACAUUUUCAUUUUGUUCAAAACCAAUUCAAUUAUUGGUUCCAGGAGUAAUUCAAAAUAAAGGUGAUGAAAUGUUAGAACAAAUUAAAAAAUAUUUAAAAGAGAAUAGAAAUUGUAAAAGUGUAAUAUUUAAUGCAUUUUCAAAUGGUGGUGGAUUUUAUUAUGCACAUAUGAUUCGUCAAAUUCAUGAAAGAGAGGAUUGCAAGUGGAUGGCUCCUUUGGUAAAGGGAACUGUGUUGGAUUCGUUGCCUGCAAUUAGACCAUUAUCCAUCUAUUCAGCAUUCCGUUUAACUAGUCCAAAUAUGUUUGUAACUUUCUUAUUAGCAUUGGUAGUACCAUUAUUUGUAGUUUUAUUUUGGAGUAAGAUGUCAUCGUAUCAACAAAUUUUAACCUCAAAAAAGAAUCAAUGGCAACAUUUAAUUUUCUAUUCAAAAGCUGAUACUAUAGUUCAUUCUGAUGAUAUCGAUAAUUUAGUUGGUAAAAUAAAGAAUAAUUUAUCAGAUGUCAAUCAUCUAGAUUAUAAAUGUUUCGACGAUUCACCACAUGUUCUCCAUAUGAGAUCACAUCCAAAAAUAUAUGAAGAUAAAUUAAAUCAUUUCGUUACUUCAAUUAAAAAUUCAAAUUUGAAAAAAUUACAAAAUAAAUAA
Messenger RNA from Dictyostelium discoideum AX4, 813 nucleotides. RefSeq lists its product as hypothetical. NCBI's taxonomy places the organism in Eukaryota, Evosea, Eumycetozoa, Dictyosteliales, Dictyosteliaceae. The transcript is spliced from 2 exons. The record is from RefSeq and is a predicted model, not a curated record. Gene Ontology annotation, cellular component: nuclear outer membrane. Bases 1 to 813 code for a protein of 270 amino acids.